This is a messenger RNA of Drosophila pseudoobscura, 1082 nucleotides long. Its product is annotated as rab-like protein 3. Bases 287 to 1003 code for a protein of 238 amino acids. NCBI's taxonomy places the organism in Eukaryota, Metazoa, Arthropoda, Insecta, Diptera, Drosophilidae. The transcript has 2 exons. The record is from RefSeq and is a predicted model, not a curated record.
UUUACUCGAACAAAAUUUAAAACCGAAGCUUGGAUGAAUAUAAAACUAAGUUUCAUUUCUAAUUUGUUAACAUCUGAUACAGAACACUCUGAUUUGAACACUGAAAUUCAGUUUCCUGUAUUCAGAGAAGUUUUCAAUUCGAAAAGUGCAUUGGUUAAGCGGGAAUAAUUGUAAUCGAAGCAGGUCACUGCUUAAUUGAGGCCUGAUUGUCACUAGAUAUCCAUAUAUGAAUAUUCACGACACAACUACAGCUUGCGAAUUACUUUCAAACUAAAAUUGGACUAAAAUGGCAAAUUAUCAGCGUCGGAUGCGGGAAUUGCAGCAGAUUGAGGAGGACGUGCGCACGGUUCGCAUUCUGAUAUUGGGCGAUCCAGGUGUGGGAAAAACAUCUUUGACUAACUUGUUGGCUAACAGCGAGAUCACGCCAACACGUUCCUCUAGAACCGUUGCCGACAGCGAGUGGACCGUCCAAGCGCGUCUGCACGAGUACCCCAGGGUGAACCUUCCACUCACACCCGAGUGGACGUCGACCUCAUCAUCGGACCGCUCAUUUCGAUCGCCACAAACUCCAGAAGAGCUAUAUUUCGUUGAGUUCUACGAUAAGAACGACUCAGUGACAUAUGGUCGAGUGGACAGGAACCCCUUGUACAAGAACAUAGACGGAAUCAUCUUGGUGUAUAAUAUGCAAGACAUGCGGUCCCACGACCACUUGCACGACUGGAUCUACGGGCCGCUGCGCGAGUUGAGCGAAAGCCACCCGAUGAACCGCAAGCGCAAGCGUACAUGUAUGAUGAGCCUUCACAAUGUGCCUAUCCUAGUCGUGGGCACCAUGUUGGAUAAGCUGCGCAAGCGCUCACUGCGUCGCACUGGGAACAUUGCUUAUCAAUUGCGAUCAGAGGAGAUAUUCAUCAAUUGCCAAGAUCAAAACUCAUUGUGCGAAAUGGGCCGCAAUUACGGAAAAGUGCGCAAUUUCCUGAACAGAGCCGUCGAAUUUCGGAAAUGAACUGAAUACUCUACUUAACCACAAAUGUGUACACACAUGAUACAUGUGCCUUAAUAUCUUAAUAUAUGUAUUAAGUAUA